This is a messenger RNA of Cucurbita moschata (crookneck pumpkin), 3985 nucleotides long. Its product is annotated as golgin candidate 5-like. The transcript is spliced from 20 exons. Bases 443 to 3553 code for a protein of 1036 amino acids. The record is from RefSeq and is a predicted model, not a curated record. NCBI's taxonomy places the organism in Eukaryota, Viridiplantae, Streptophyta, Magnoliopsida, Cucurbitales, Cucurbitaceae.
UAUUUAUUUUUCUUUCACCUCUCUCACCAUUGUUUUUUCCUCUUCCAGCCCUCUAACGUUAAUCCCGGCAAACCACCACGCGCCGGCGACAGCCUCUUCUCCGGCAAGCAACGUGCGACGGCGGUGGCACUGAACCAGAUCUGUGUAUCUGACGAAACCCACGGUGUGACAAACCUACUCACUGCGACGGAACCAACGCCGAACUCCCCGUUUCAUCUGCCCACCGUCUCGAUCUUUCUCUAUUCUAAAUUUCGAAUUGAAAGACAAUUGUCUACAACAUUGUCCGCAGCUCAAUAGAGAAACUCCAUGAUGUGAUUAUGGCAUUCACUGCUCCUAUCAAUACCCAAUUGGAUUCUCUUCCGGUGUGGAUGACGAGCAUUAGCUGGGGACUGUAUGCGCUAGCAUUAGUUGAUUGAAUUGGAGAUCUAUCGUUUGUUCUUAAAUGGCUUGGUUUGGUGGGAAGGUUUCUUUGGGUAACUUUCCGGAUCUUGCUGGCGCGGUAAAUAAGCUCCAAGAGAGCGUGAAGAAUAUUGAGAAGAAUUUUGACUCUGCUCUUGGGUUUGAAGAGGAGCCGGAGUCGGAGCCCAGCAGUGAUGCUCCUGGAUUCUGGCAAUCAGCUACAGAAGGGAAAACACUCUUUGAUCCAGUCAGGGCAUUAAUUGGGCAGAAUAAAACUGAUGAAAGUUUAGUAGACGAGUCAUCAAGUGAAUCACAAUCUUCACUAAUUCCCACAGAAGUUGGGGAAUCAUCAGAGAAACAGGACUCUUCACAGCUUCAAUAUGAUUUGAAUAAAAAGGAAGGCAUUGAAACUGAGCAGCCAGUUCCUUCGUCUUUAAGGGAACCAAGUGCUCGAGAAGUUGAAGUGCCCACAGAACAGGAUGAUGACAGACCAGACGACGUACAAAAGGAAAGCCAAGGAGAAGCAGAGUCUGAAUCUUCAGUCUCUCCUAUUGAAGUUCUUGGGUCUUCUGUCCAGAAUAAUGACGCGUCAGAACCCCUUGAUAAAGCCGAUCACGAUUCACCAAGAAUGUCUGUCGAAAGUCCUGAACCCACUGCAGAAAUUUCAGACUCCACUCACAACUUACAGCAGAAAGAGUUUUCAGAAAUGGAAACUUCCAAACUUCCAGAGUUAGAUACCAAGUCAGAAGCAACUGAUAUAUAUCAAGAUGAAGGAAGUAAUGAGCUGUUGGUUCAAUCUCUGAGUUCUUUUGAUGUGCAUAACAGAAGUAAUGAACAGAUAUUGCUAGCAGAUAGGAUAAAUGAACCAAUGGUUGAGGUUGAGAUUACUGAUAAAUUGAAAACAGAAGAAAAGGAGGUCUUAAAAACGAUUCCUCAUACUGUAUCCGAGUCUUCUGAUGAUAAUCAGGGUGAAGGUGGUAGUGAAACUUCUAGCAUACAUUCUGGUAGCACUGAGGUAAAAGAAGGUCCUCGUGAAGUUUCUGCAAGUGAAUUGUCCAAUGCUCCUCUUUUUGAUGAGGCUUUUCUGCGCACUUCUAAUUCAGAUUCUCAUGAAAGUGAUCUAGCAAUUAAAGCAACCGAAACGAAUCAGGAACCCCAAGGUAGUGAGAAAGAAGCUAAAGAGCGAGAUUUCAGCUCAGAGGAAAAUACACCUACUCAUUUAGAUUCUAUGCAUGAACUAGAGAAGGUGAAGGCUGAAAUGAAAAAAAAGGAAACAGCAUUGCAGGGUGCAGUAAGACAAGCUCAGGUACUUAAUGUGGCAAACCUUACCUUGAACCUUGUCGGUAAAGAUACUCUUGACCAGGCAAAGGCUGAUGAGAUAGAGAAAUUGAUGAAUGAAAAUGAGCAUUUGAAUACUGUGAUCGAGAAAUUAAAGAAAAAGUCCAGUGAUGUGGAAAUUGAGUCAUUGCGAGAGGAAUACCAUCAGAGAGUCUCAACUCUUGAAAGGAAGGUUUAUGCUCUUACUAAGGAGAGGGACACACUUAGGAGGGAGCAAAAUAAAAAAAGUGAUGCGGCUUCUCUUUUGAAGGAAAAAGAUGAAAUAAUUAAUCAAGUUAUGGCAGAAGGUGAGGAGCUCUCAAAGAAGCAGGCUGCUCAAGAAUCUCAGAUUAGGAAAUUAAGGGCCCAGAUCAGAGAGCUUGAAGAAGAGAAGAAGGGACUAAUGACCAAACUUCAGGUGGAAGAAAAUAAAGUAGAUAGCAUCAAGAGGGACAAAACUGCAACCGAGAUGUUGCUGCAAGAAACAAUAGAAAAGCACCAAACAGAACUAGCAGCACAGAAAGAGUACUAUUCAUCUGCCUUAACUGCUGCCAAGGAGGCUGAAAAUUUAGCAGAGGCACGUGCAAACAGUGAAGCCAGAUCUGAGCUAGAAAGUCGUCUUAGGGAGGCUGAGGAUCGUGAAACAAUGCUAGUUCAGACACUUGAAGAAUUAAGACAAACUUUAAGUAGAAAGGAACAGCAGGCUGUCUUUAGAGAAGAUAUGCUUCGCGGGGACAUUGAGGACCUUCAAAAGCGUUACCAAGCAAGUGAGCGACGUUGUGAGGAGUUGAUCACUCAAGUCCCAGAGUCUACAAGGCCUCUUCUAAGGCAGAUUGAAGCAAUACAGGAAACAACUGCUAGAAGGGCAGAAGCGUGGGCUUCUGUUGAAAGAUCUCUUAACUCCAGACUUCAGGAAGCAGAAGCCAAAUCUGCUGCUGCCGAAGGAAGAGAGCGAUCUAUAAAUGAACGCCUGUCCCAAACCUUAUCUAGAAUUAAUGUUCUUGAGGCGCAGGUUUCAUGUCUUAGAGCAGAACAGACCCAGUUAAGCAAAACACUCGAAAAGGAGAGACAGCGAGCAGCUGAAAUCAGACAGGAGUAUCUUGCAGCAAAAGAGGAAGCUGACACUCAAGAGGGUCGUGCCAAUCAACUUGAAGAAGAAAUCCGGGAUCUUAGAAGGAAACACAAGGAAGAGUUGCAAGAGUAUCUGAGGCAUAAGAAGCUGCUGCAGCAGGAGAUUGAAAAGGAGAAAACUGCCAGAAUGGAUUUGGAGAGGAAAGCUCAUCUCCACUCUACUGCUGCGUCUGAUAAUAGUUCCAUAAAAAGGCAUAAUUCGAUGUUUGAGAAUGGUGACUUGGCUAGGAAGCUCUCAAGUUCAAGUAGCCUCGGAAACAUGGAGGAAAGCUAUUUUCUAGCAUCUUUAGGCUCGUCUGAUAGAAAAAUCACUGGGGACAUACCAAUGGGUCCAUACUAUAUGAAGAGCAUGAAUCCUAGUUCUUUUGAGGCUGCCCUUCGUCAGAAGGAAGGGGAACUUACAUCUUAUGUCUCUCGACUGAAAUCAAUUGAAAUGAUCCGUGACUCUCUUGCUGAGGAGCUAGUGAAACUGACCUCUCAGAGUGAGAAGUUAAGGGCAGAGGCCGGUAUGUUACCAGGCAUACGAGCAGAACUUGAAGCACUGAGGAGAAGGCACUCUGCUGCGUUAGAGCUCAUGGGAGAACGUGAUGAGGAGCUGGAGGAACUUCGUGCAGAUAUUGUUGACUUGAAGGAGAUGUACAGAGAACAAGUAAACUUGCUUGUGAACAAGAUUCAGGUAAUGAGUUCAUCAAUGGGUACAGCCUGAUAAGUGACUUCAUAUAGCGCCCAACAAAGUUAAGCGAGUGGUUAAAACUCGGCCAUUAAGAUUGAGAUGGGCGGUAAGAUGGUUGGUAUUGAGAUUUUUGUGCAUGGACUGAAUACUUGAACGGAAACUACAUUUUUGAAAGUGUUACACACAAGCUCCAAUAGCGUUGUAUUUGACAGUAUACCUUCAUUCUUAGUGUACAUUAGAGAAUCGAGUGAUAGUUUCAAGACGUUAAUAAGAUUCCAUUUUGGCCUUACCAAAAGUUGCUACAUCAAUAUCCAGCUGUGUAUAGGUUUAAAUCUAUGAUCAGAGUAGAGAUUUGUAAGAACUUGGUAUCCCAUUGUUGCUUUUGAUGGAAAUGAAGAACAAUGUAUUUGAUCUUUGAAGCCGUAGACAAUCAAGGCAAACAAAAUUCAAAAUAUUCAUAACCCA